Molecule: messenger RNA, 2069 nt
Organism: Dermacentor silvarum
Lineage: Eukaryota; Metazoa; Arthropoda; Arachnida; Ixodida; Ixodidae
Exons: 1
Coding region: 1-1983 (660 amino acids)
Source: RefSeq, a predicted model, not a curated record
AUGCAUUGUCAAGAGCUGCUGGAGAGUCCAACAGGCCUGAUCCUGCGGACGCUGCCUGUCCCAGGACGCGUCAAUGUCUACCCUGAGUACACGGGUCCGUCUAUGUGUAUUUUCCUCUGGUUGCUCUACCAGCACCGUUGCAUCACGUCGGCCACUCUCAACCCCAGUUUCAUAGCUCCGUACGAUAUUUUCACUUUCUUCAAGCUGCUGCAUUUCCACGAAGGCUACACUAGUGUUCGCGUACACGGAGAUCAUGCACCGCCUGCACGUGCUUGGAGUUAUACCGUGCUUGAUGCUCUCCAUCGCACUAGCCAGCUGCAGGUAUUCCAUGUGUCAGCAUUGCGUUUCAGCGAACUAGACUGUGACAGCCUUUGUGAUCUCGUCGGGCGGAAUCCAGAUCUCUCCGUUCUGGUAUUCCGUAGAAUAAAUGUCGAUUCCAUGGCUGCAGCCAACUUCUUCAAUGGGUUGACGGUCCUCAAGGCACUCGAUCGACUAGAGUUCGAGGCGACAGCGGGUGAACAAAGCGAGUGGGACGAGGUCGUCGCUGUACUGCUUCAAACGACCGUGCGGUGGCUCAGGCUAACUCUUGCGUGUAGCAUGACCAUAUUUUUCGGGCAGCUCGCCCAAAAUGACAUGUUGCAGGAGCUAGAGUUAGGCCACCCAGUGUCAGACGUGGAACCUUUUGUGUCACUGGCAAAGUCGCUUGCGGUAAACCGAAGCUUGAGGUGUCUCAAAGUGACAGUCAAGAUUAAUCUUGGCCCAGGCUACGAGAGCUUCUGUGAUUCACUUUCGAAACUUGUCCGGAACAAUAGAAGACUAGAAGUUUUGGACCUUUCGGGUUCUAUGCUCCAUGGUGGCCAGGCCGCCGAAGCGCUACGCGCUGCACUGUGUCAUAAUUACACACUCGAUCGAUUGUACUUGCAAGACUGCGAUUUGAACUGCACCGAUGUCCUUCUGAUUUUGGACGCCCUAAAGGAGAACACUUCUCUAAGGGAGCUGUGUUUUGGUCUAGUGAACGACACGCCAUCAAUGCGGGCGUCUGUAUUUCAAAGAAUUGUGCGACACAGGCUCUUCAACCGCGUGACCUUCGUGUGGAGAGACGACGAGGUUCCGCUUCUCUCCGAGCGCCUCGAGUUCUACCUUUUACCGCGGAAGCUUUAUUUCAGCGCCGAAGACGCCUGGCCUGAAGAUGUCGCCAGCUUCCUAAAAAUCCUGCCUGAGUUUCAUAGUACUCUGGACACCUUGCAUAUUCACGCUCCGGGAGUGAUCACCACGGAUGGUGCCCGCAGCCUGUCUUCACUCUUCGAGCUCAGUACUGCGCUUCACAAGGUAUCCAUAAUUUACGAAACAAGUCAGGAGUCCUCGUUAGCAUUACUGGAAGGUCUUGCCAACUCCAACUGUAUCACGAUUUUCGCGUUAGGGCGCUGGUACCUCGGAGGAAUGGUGUCACUGGCGUUCCGCACUGCCCUAAUGAGUAACAUGAGCCUCUUGCAACUAGAUCUCCACAGUUCCGACGGCGAACACGUGCCCCCGGAGUUUGAAGACAUUUUUCCAGAUGCAGUGCUUACCAGCAAGAGCCUUAUAACCCUGCGCCGCUUCCGUGAUGGCGAGGAAGUGAACGAGUACUUAAUGGACGACAUCGUACGAUCAACGUUGCGAACCAAUGAGAUAGCUCUGCGCGAGACGCUCCACGUCAUCCUGCAGAAUAAUCUGACAGCGCAAGCGUCGUAUGCAUACCACAAGUUGCGCUUCUGCGACGACCAGGGUUCCUGCUGUGACGCUGUUGGUUGCACAUCGCUUGGGAACAACAGGCUGCUAGAAAUAUACCACUCGAUGAGGCACCCCCUACGGCGCUUGUGCCUACAGUACGACUCCGUACCCGACCCGCAUCCAGACAGCAACUUACGUGCUGAGUUCGAAGUACAAUACCUGCAUUGCUUGAGCCAGGUUAAGAAGCGUGUCUACACUUUGACAACUCCGUAAAACUAUUUUCUGCUUUUAAUUACAAGUUUUGUGUACGCGGUGAGACUGUCAUGCACUUUGCGCUCACUAAGGACUCUUAUAAUGAA